Messenger RNA from Solanum pennellii, 1218 nucleotides. Its product is annotated as acetyl-CoA-benzylalcohol acetyltransferase-like. The record is from RefSeq and is a predicted model, not a curated record. Bases 1 to 1218 code for a protein of 405 amino acids. The transcript has 2 exons. NCBI's taxonomy places the organism in Eukaryota, Viridiplantae, Streptophyta, Magnoliopsida, Solanales, Solanaceae.
AUGAAAUUACGUCCAUUAACUGUGCCCGACCUAAAUAAGCUUGAAAAAUCAUUAUCGGAGACGCUAACCAAGUUUUACCCUUUUGCUGGAAGAUUUAGAAAAGAUAUUGAUCCAUUUUCCAUCGACUGCAAUGAUGAAGGUAUUGAAUAUGUUCGAACCAAAGUCAAUGCAGACGAUCUUGCCCAAUAUCUCCGUGGUCAAGCCCAUAAUGAUAUUGAGUCAUCUUUGAUUGAUCUUCUUCCUGUAAUGGAUCGUCUACCAUCAAGUCCAUUAUAUGGUGUUCAAGUGAAUGUAUUCAAUAACGGAGGAGUAACCAUAGGAAUACAAAUUUUACAUAUUGUAUCUGAUGCUUUUACUUUAGUAAAAUUUGUAAAUGAAUGGGCGCACACUACCCUUACAGGGACGAUGUCACUAGAUAAUCCCGGUUUUGGUCAAUUGCCAUGGCUAUUUCCAGCAAGAGCGCUACCGUUUCCAUUACCUGAUCUCAACACUACUACUGCCCCUAAUUAUAAGAAUGUUACAAAGAGGUUUCUCUUUGAUGCUUUGGCAAUAGAAAACCUCAGAAAAACAAUCAAAGACAAUGACAUGACGAUGAAGCAACCCUCUAGAGUGGUGGUCGUGAUGUCCCUAAUAUGGAAGGUUGUUACACACAUUUCUUCCGCCAAAAACAAUGGAAAUUCAAGGGACUCAUCUUUAGUAGUUGUUGUUAAUUUGAGGGGAAAACUGUCAUGUACUGCACCCUCUUUAGAACACGUUGUAGGGAAUUGUGUAAUACCAGCAAUUGCUAACAAGGAGGGCGAUGAGGCAAGAAGAAAGGAUGAUGAGUUGAAUGAUUUUGUAAAGUUGGUAGGAAAUACAAUACGGGACACAUGUGAAGCCAUUGGUAAGGCGGAAAGCGUUGAUGAUAUUUCCUCUCUAACUCUUAACAAUCACACAAAAGGUGUAGAAAAACUUCUCCAAGGAGACGAGAUGGACUUUUAUUUGUGCUCUAGUUGGUGCGGAUUCCCUUGGUAUGAAGCUGACUUUGGUUGGGGAAAGCCAUUCUGGGUGAGCUUCGUUAGUUUUGGUCAUCAUGGAGUAAGUAAUCUGAUGGACACAAAAGAUGGUGAUGGAAUACAAGUAACAGUUUGUUUGAAGGAGAAUGACAUGAUUGAGUUUGAGAGAGACACUCACAUUUUGUCCUCCACUUCAAAACUAGCAUUCCAUUCCUUUGGAUAA